GUCAGCUGACAUGUGGGUGUGGCGCCACACCACACGCCGACUAUAAAUUCGAUCUCACUUUGGAUCGGUUACAGAUCAAAGUUUUUGCGGCGUAAAAAAAUGGCAACUGUCGGGAAGACAAUACGAUGCAGAGCUGCCGUGGCGUGGGAGGCUGGGAAACCUCUCUCCAUGGAGGAGGUGGAAGUGGCACCGCCGCAGGCUGGAGAAGUCCGUGUCAAGAUUGUGGCCACGGGGAUCUGCCACACUGACGCCUACACCCUGAGCGGCUCUGACCCCGAGGGCGUGUUCCCCUCCGUUCUGGGACACGAGGGUGCCGGGAUCGUCGAGAGUGUUGGCGAGGGAGUGACAAAGUUCAAAUCAGGUGAUGCAGUGAUCCCCCUGUACGUCCCGCAGUGUGGAGAGUGCAAGUUCUGCAAGAAUCCCAAAACUAACUUGUGUCAAAAGAUCAGGCUGACACAAGGCAAAGGCCUAAUGCCCAACGGGACCUCGCGCUUCUCAUGCAACGGCCAGAGCCUGUUCCACUUCAUGGGUUGCAGCACCUUUUCAGAGUACACCGUCGUGGCUGACAUAUCUCUUGCCAAAGUGCAUGAGAAGGCCCCUCUGGAUAAGGUUUGCCUGCUGGGCUGUGCCAUUUCUACCGGCUACGGAGCCGCUCUCAACACUGCCAAGGUGGAGGCGGGAUCGACCUGUGCUGUUUUCGGUCUCGGCGCUCUGGGUCUUGCAGUCAUCAUGGGGUGCCAGGCGGCCGGGGCUGGCCGAAUCAUCGCCAUUGAUGUCAACCCAGAUAAAUUCUGUAUCGCUAAAGAGUUUGGUGCCACUGAUCUGGUGAACCCUAAAGAUCACAGCAAGCCCGUCGAGCAGGUCCUGGUAGAGAUGACCGACGGCGGGGUUGACUACUCUUUUGAGUGUGUAGGAAACACAGCGAUCAUGAGAGCAGCCCUUGAAGCCUGUCAUAAAGGCUGGGGUACCAGUGUGAUCAUCGGGGUGGCGGCCGCAGGGCAGGAGAUCUCCACACGCCCCUUCCAGCUGGUUACUGGGCGCACAUGGAAAGGCACAGCAUUUGGAGGGUAUAAGAGUGUUGAAAGCGUCCCAAAACUCGUUGAAGAAUAUAUGAACAAAAAGUUGAAGGUGGAUGAAUUUGUGACCCACACUCUGCCCUUUGAGAAGAUCCAUGAGGGUUUUGAUCUCAUGGGUGCUGGGAAAUGUAUUCGUGUCGUACUCAACUACUAGAUACACCGAAGGCCACAACACCAUUUUACCUAAUGAUGGAAGGAACAUUUGAUGAAUUUCCUGUAGAGGAUUUGAAGACAUUAAAAUAUGAAUUAAAUUGGAAUGUUAUACCGAUGGUUGAUACUUGAUUUGCACCAUACUCUUCUACUUAAUAUAGAAUUGUAUAAUCAUAAUUUCCUAUUUCUUCAUUAUACUUUGAAGCAGUCCCAUCAGUGCAACUAAAAAAUUAACUCUUUGAAAUGGUUCCCUGAAGUAGACCAGUAGCUUUAGUCUAACUGAAAAUAUUGGAUGUUUCAUCUAAUCCAGCAAAUAUUUUUUAAUGUUAAGGCUUGAUUUGCUACACAAGGAAUCUGACUCAUGAAGCACCAAACAGGCACUACAAAGAAUAUUAAAAAUUGUAGCACUUGAAAGACUAAAUGUUAUUCAAUUACAUUUCUGACAUUAUUUCAAAAGCCAAAAUUUUAUAAAGUAAAUGGGGGUUUAGGGAAGGUUUGUGGUCAGUAGUAUUUCAGAGUCUCUGUAGUCUGCUUUGUGAAACUGGCUGCUAGAAACUAAGAUUGAUCGUUUAUUUUUGCCAAUUGUCACGACAGCCAUAAGAGAACUGGAUUUAAAAGUACCACUUUUAGAACACACAAACUCAUCACUAAAUGUGAGAUUUAUAGAAUAAUCCCCAAUGGUGAAACAACUGAUCCACACUUGGUACGAAAACACAUUCAAGAACUUCUGUUACAUUGGAGUGACCAAAAUAUCAAUUUAAGAAUGAGGACAGCCACAGAUGAGGGAGAAGGACCCACUUAUUGUGAGGUGCAUAUCAACUUGUAUUUCUGUGUCUCUGAACUAGAGAUGUAUCAUCCAAUCAGAGUCCUUAAGUCUGGCUGAUGAAGUGGGCGUCGCCCUUGUCGUCCAAUCGGCAGGUCAGGAUCUCACAGCCGGUCUCUGUGACCAGCAGGGUGUGUUCAAACUGGGCUGAGCGCUUCCCGUCGCGGGUCACCGCCGUCCAGCCGUCGGGCCACGUCUCGUCCUGCCAGCCUCCUGGGGAACGGGUCAAUACAACACAAGUAUCAGGACAUAUUAGGACACAAAGUAGGAGCAUAUCUAAGGAAACAAAGUAGAGCACAGGAUAUACUAGUAUACUAAGUAGAGCUUGGUAUAUAUUAAUAUAGUGUAUACCAAGUAGAGCUCAGAGACCGAACCACCUACCUUCACAGAUCAUCGGCUCGAUAGUGAACACGUGGCCAGGCUUCAUAACCCCGACCGCUUUGUUUUCUGAGAAGAAUAGAAACAAAUAGAGCUCUGUGUCCAAAUACACGCUUCAA
Molecule: messenger RNA, 2546 nt
Organism: Gadus chalcogrammus (walleye pollock)
Lineage: Eukaryota; Metazoa; Chordata; Actinopteri; Gadiformes; Gadidae
Product: alcohol dehydrogenase class-3 chain L
Exons: 9
Coding region: 100-1230 (376 amino acids)
Biological process (GO): formaldehyde catabolic process
Cellular component (GO): cytosol
Molecular function (GO): zinc ion binding; S-(hydroxymethyl)glutathione dehydrogenase [NAD(P)+] activity
Source: RefSeq, a predicted model, not a curated record